UCUUCUCCGUCUGCGUUGAUUUCAUUUAUUUCAAAUUGUGUUGAUUCUCUGUUUUGGUGACUCCUUCUCGGGACUUUGUGAUUACUCGAGAUGGAAACAAGGUACAUAGAUUCUUAAUGCAAUUUUUUGGCUUUGUUGACUUCACGUAACUGAUCACAAUCGUGUAUUCACUACGUACAUGUAUCAGAACUUGAUCGUUGGGGGUUUGUGUGGUUCAUCCUUUUGAGAUUGUGAUUUGAAGUUGAGAUUUUUUUUGCUGAAGUUUGAUCUUUUAUCUUGUUAUUACUGAUGGGACGAUGAGAAGCAACCAGUUGGGGGUUUGUCUGCUUAGCUAUGAGAUGAAUCAGGGGUACUUUGCUGAUACGAAAGAGUUUAAGGAACAUGGUGGUAAGAUAACAACUGCGAAUAAGACUGUGAUUCAUGCUGUGUCAGCUGUGAAAUUUUCGGAAUUGGUUGUGACUCUUUCUAGUGGAAAAGUCUUGAAGUUGCUUGUUACUUCUGGUAGCAGUGAGGUUAACGCAGAGAGUUUGGUUGUUCCUAAGGUAUCAUUGGUGUGUCUGUCUUUUCGAGCAAGCUCCCAGGAAAUGAUCAGUUCCUGGAGCAAGCCAUUUCUUGAGUCCCAGUUCCUCAUUCUGAGACAGUUGACAAGUGCACAUGUUGCACAGGGAGAGGAGAAGUUGUCUGUCCAAUGUGCAAUGCUGAUGGAGAGCCGGUGUUUUAGAAGGAAAAUCAGAUGAUGAAAUGUUCUGUUUGUUAUGGAAGAGGUUUGAAUGCUCUUAAAGAUGGAUCCGAUUCAAUGUAAAGUCGCAUCCCACCUGGAGAAGAUCAAGAUACUUGACUACUUUCAAGUCCAUGACAUGGUUCGCAAACCCCAGGUCUUGCUCCUUGUGAUACUUGAAGUUCGAUUCUUGUUUUAGUUUAAGAGUUUGUGAUCAUCUACUAGUAGAAUUUAGUGACCAUUUAAUAAAAAAAAUUAAAAUUUUUU
Molecule: messenger RNA, 985 nt
Organism: Brassica napus (rape)
Lineage: Eukaryota; Viridiplantae; Streptophyta; Magnoliopsida; Brassicales; Brassicaceae
Exons: 4
Coding region: 297-737 (146 amino acids)
Biological process (GO): mitochondrial proton-transporting ATP synthase complex assembly
Cellular component (GO): mitochondrial inner membrane
Source: RefSeq, a predicted model, not a curated record